GACUAAAAUGAUUAUGUACAGUAUAUCGGGGGUUGAUUAAAAUGAAGGUCAUUUUUUAACAUUUCUUCACUAUUAUCAUCUUUAUUCUUGAUUUUUGGCUAAAUAAAAUGUUUGAAUCUAUCUUUACGAGUCAGUUAAAUACAAUGAUCAAAAAGAGUUUGAAGUCAUACAUAAAAUUGAGGUAUGUAAAAUCUAGGUUCCAAUGUAGGGCAACAUUCUAUGGCUUGUAUUAUAUAUAAAUAAUAUUAUUAAUUUUUUUUUUUAGUUCGUGCAACAACUGGUUGAAUCAAAGAAAUACAUGGUAUUUGAAGAAGAGCUUAUGAGCCUUGUACGCUGUCAGGAAGUUGGGUGUGCCUUGGCAAUAGAGGAAAAGCAAGUGAUUCAAGUUGGAAGCAUGUUAACCAUUACUGGUACAUGUAUGAAAGGUCAUUGUUUCAAAUGGUCUUCGCAACCACGCUGUUGUGGGCCUAAAAGUCGCCCAGCUGGAAACGUUGCAUUAGCUGCAGCAACACUCUUGACUGGGAAUACACAAACAACGCUUAAUGAGAUGUGUAAUGUCAUAAAUUUAGCCACGAUAAAAAAAUCAUCUUUCUAUGAAAUACAAAGAGAUAUCUUGCUACCAAAUAUCCAAAAGAUGUAUAAUGCCCAUAUAGAGGAUAUACACAAAGCUUAUGAAUAUUUGCCAACAAAAGUAACUGUUGCAGGUGAUGCAAGACACGACUCUCCUGGGCACUCGGCAGAGUUUGGUCUGUACACUAUUAUGGACACAAUAAAUGAUGUCAUAAUAUCGUCUAAGACAGUGGCUGUUGGCGAGAAGGACGUGCCAAAUUCAUAUUGGCUGGAGAAUGAAGGACUUAAAAGAUGCUUGAAAGAGCUGAAGGACUGCAAGAUACACAUCGACACUCUGGUCACAGACAGGCAUUCCUCAAUCGCCAAAACGAUGAGAGAAAAGUACUCUGACGUUCGACACGAGUAUGACAUCUGGCAUCUUGCCAAAAGCAUUCGAAAAAAGUUGGUAAAAGCAUGCGGCAAGCAUCAAGAAAUAAGACCUUGGCAGAAAGCCAUCAUAAAUCACUUUUGGUGGUCUGCUGAAACGUGUAACGGAAGCUACACGCAGUUUAAAGAGAGAUGGACGUCCAUAUUAAGACAUAUUGUUGAUAGGCACAAAUGGAUUUGCUGUGAAGAAUUCCAUCAGUGUGAGCAUGAUGAAGUGGACAUGUCGAAGCUUUGGUUAACAGAGGGCAGCGAUGCUCACAGAGCUCUGCAAGUGAUUGUGGCAGAAAACAAAUUACUGAAAGACUUGGAACAUGCUGUUGAAUUCUGCCAUACUGGAAAUCUGGAGGUGUUUCAUAGCAUGCUCCUAAAGUACAUGCCAAAGAGAUCCAGGUUUGGCCAUGAAUGUAUGAUUGCUAGAGGCAUGCUGGCAGUUAUUGAUCACAACCUCAAUGUCCAUCGUGAACACGGCACAUUGUCAGAUGGAGGAAAGCAGUACAAGCUGGAGUGGUCUAAAAGAUCAAAGCAGUUCGUUGUUAAAAGGAUCAAAGAGGCAAAAGAUUACUCCUUUCGGGAACAAUUAAUGAUCGGAGUAUUUGAGAGAGCAGUUAAUGGUGACAAGAGCAGAUCGACACUCCUUGACCCUGAGAGUACCAGGUUGAUAGAAGAACACAAGAAAUCUAAGAGGGGAGAGAAGCCUUCAAAGGAAGAAGCAGUAGCUGGGCACAUGUCCAGAAUGAAAUGAAGGCUAGUGUUCUGUUUCGAA
This is a messenger RNA of Anneissia japonica, 1759 nucleotides long. RefSeq lists its product as uncharacterized. NCBI's taxonomy places the organism in Eukaryota, Metazoa, Echinodermata, Crinoidea, Comatulida, Comatulidae. The coding region runs from base 299 to 1738 and encodes 479 amino acids. The transcript is spliced from 6 exons. The record is from RefSeq and is a predicted model, not a curated record.